AUGUCAGCUGCAAGGAAUUGGUUUCGUAAAUGGAAAACGCUACCAUGCAUUGGGAGACGAAGACGACUACGUACGACUACCGGGAAUCUGGAAUCUCUGCGCCGUGACAUCGAAACAGACGUUCACCUCCGAGCGAUAGAGGAUUUAUUACAAAGUCUAGGAACUGAUGCGGUACACGGCUUAUCCACGACUGUUGCAUGCGAUCUUUGGAACAAAACUGGCCCAAAUGAACUGACGCCUCCGAGAAAGACCACGAAUGCAUUAAGAUUCUUACAUCUAUGUUUCGGAGGAUUCUCAUUGUUGAUAUGGGUAGGCGCUGUAUUAUGUUUCUGCAAUUACGUCUUGGAGUAUGGCACUUACGGGGAAGCUUCCAAGGAACAUUUGGGACUUGGUGUCGUGCUCGUCAGCUUAAUUUUAGUAACAGCGAUGUUCAGCCAUUACCAAGAGUCGAAGAGUUCCCGAAUCAUUGAGUCGUUCCAGCAGAUGUUACCGCAAAAGGCGAAGGUUCUGCGGGACGGCGAGAAAAAGGAAUUGCCCGUAGCUGAAUUAGUCGUUGGGGACGUUGUCCUCUUGGAAACCGGUGACCGAGUACCCGCUGACAUUAGGAUUCUGGAAUGUCAAGGUCUUAAGGUCGACAAUGCUUCGAUCACCGGAGAAUCUAUUCCACUUUUAAGAACAGGUAACGUUCACCCGACGAACAAUCUAAUGGAAACGAAGAACAUGGUCUUCUUUUCGACCGACAUAGUGGAAGGCAGCGGGAAAGGAGUCGUGGUUGGCCGCGGUGACCAUACGGUGAUGGGUAGAGUUGCUAAAUUAACAUCGAAAUUGGCGCCAAGACCGACGCCGCUCUCGCGCGAGCUUCAUCGAUUUAUGAAAUUGAUCUCGUGUUGGGCUGUAUUCCUCGGGAUACUGUUCUUCACUUUGUCCACCGCGAUAGGCUACAGUUGGAUCAAUUCGACAGCGUUUCUGAUAGGCAUAAUAGUCGCGAACGUGCCGGAAGGAUUGAUAGCUACCAUGACCGUCAGCCUCACUUUAACAGCGAAGAGGCUGGCGAGCAAAAAUUGCGUGGUGAAGCAUCUCGAGGCUGUCGAGACAUUGGGAUGCACCGCUGUUAUUUGCAGCGACAAAACAGGAACGCUCACGCAAAAUAAAAUGACCGUCCGACACAUGUGGUACAACGGUGAAUUGCACGAGGUAAUGGCUUCUGACACGUGGAGAAGAUAUACGAAGAAUCCUGGAUUUCAUAACUUAGCCAGGGUGGCCAGUCUUUGUAAUCGAGCUGAAUGGGUGCCCUUAUCCAAAGACAUGCCUGUGCCACCGUUAAGCAAAAGGAAAAUUUUAGGUGAUGCUUCAGACGCUGCUUUAUUAAAAUGUAUGGAGGUCCUCGUGAGAGGAGGUGCGGAAGCAUAUAGAAGAACUUGCACAAAGGUGUUCGAAAUACCGUUUAAUUCGACGGAGAAGUUCCAAGCCAACGUUUACGUGUGUGGCAAGAAGCACGUUGUCCUCUUAAAGGGCGCACCAGAAAGAGUUUUAGAACGAUGCUCAACCGUAGCGUACGAUAACGAAACAAGGAAACUGGACGAUGAAAUCAAGAAUGCUUAUACCGAGUCUUGUUAUAUUCUAGCAAAUAAUGGUGAACGUGUACUCGGUUUUGCCGACCUCGAUCUCCCCGUUUCUCCCUUUUCGCCGGGUUACGUCUUCAGCGAGGAUCCUCCGAAUUUUCCUCUGCAAAAUUUGAGACUAAUCGGGCUGAUAUCGAUGAUGGAUCCUCCGAGGCCAACGGUGCCUGACGCAGUAUACAAAUGCCGCUGCGCCGGAAUCAAGGUGAUCAUGGUGACUGGUGAUCACCCUGACACAGCGAGAGCAAUCGCAAAGUACGUCGGCAUCAUCACCGAUGAUAUCUUCCAUCACGAUCACAAUGAAAGGAAGAAUUCGAUCGUGGUGACGGGAGUGGAGCUGCGAAGCCUCGACUCGCAGGAACUCGACCGUAUCAUAAAACAGUAUCCCGAGAUUAUUUUUGCUAGGACAUCACCCGUGCAAAAGCUUCAGAUCGUAGAGAGCUGUCAACGACUUCAUCUAAUCACUGCGGUCACUGGUGACGGAGUCAAUGACUCACCGGCACUGAAAAAGGCCGAUAUCGGCAUCGCUAUGGGGAUUGUCGGCUCGGACGUUAGCAAAGAGGUUGCAGAUCUAAUUCUAUUGAACGACGAUUUUGCAACUAUAGUUGCUGGGAUCGAAGAAGGCCGAAGAGUGUUCGACAACUUAAAAUCGAGUAUCGCGUAUACUCUGGCAAGUAACGUCCCGGAGAUAACACCAUUCCUGGCGUUCAUCGUAUUCGGCAUUCCUUUGCCCAUAGGCGUGAUUUGUAUAUUGUGCAUAGAUCUUGGUACGGAUAUGUGGCCAGCCAUUUCCUUGGCUUACGAGAAGUCUGAGUCAGACAUUAUGCUCAGCCAUCGGUUACUCUUCACGGCUUACGGACAGAUUGGCAUAAUCGAAGCUUGUGCCGGUUUCUUCGCGUAUUUCGUGCUGAUGGCAGAACAUGGUUUUCUACCGUAUAAAUUGCUAAAUUUACGAUCGUCGUGGGACAGUAUCGUGGUGAACGACUUGGAAGAUUGUUACGGCCAGGAAUGGACGUACGAGCAACGAAAGAUCCUCGAAUAUACCUGCCAUACAGCUUUCUUCGUCAGUAUAGUCAUUGUCCAAGUUGCCGACGUGAUGAUCUGCAAAACUCGUCGCAUCUCCAUCUUCGAUCAAGGCAUGAACAAUUGGGUACUUAAUUUUGGAAUGAUAUUCGAGAUAACGGUAGCCUGCAUCGUUUGCUACGCUCCUCACAUGGACGAGAUCCUUAGAACUUAUCCAUUGAUUUUCGAAUGGUGGUUACCUGGUGUACCGUACGCCGUGAUUAUCCUCACUUACGACGAGCUUAGGAAGCUUUGGAUUAGAAGGAAUCCCGAGGGAUGGUGGGGCCGCUGUACAGAGUGUUGGAAAGUGAACAGGUCCGAGGCGAUUAAACGACAUUUCAGUUCCGACCAAGAGCAGACACGCACCGAGUGCCCGGGCACUUUCUCGCUUUCUUCUGCUCGCGAGGUCGACCGGCACGGCGUUUACGGCGUUGUCACCGCCCUGACGAGGAAGCAAGAGGCGCUCGAGCAGAAUCGUAGGAAAGUGGCUCUGCCAACGUUGCAAAAAAAGCAGCCACCUACACGAGGGCAGGAGCAAGAGGAAUACGAGGACGAGGAAGAGCUUCCGGAUCAAUGUCCCGAACCUAACGGCUACUUCCCGGACGCGGAACAAUGUGACAAAUAUUACGACUGUCGAGAUGGCAAAGUUAUCGAGAAAUUAUGUCCAGAUGGCCUUGUGUUCAAUGACUUUAGCCCUCAACACGAGAAGUGCGACCUGCCCUUCGGGAUUGAUUGCACCAAGAGGCCAAAAUUACAGAAGCCACAACCUUCGCCACACUGUCCGAGAAUGCACGGUUACUUCGCUCACGAGGAUCCGAGAAUAUGUAAUACAUUCUAUUACUGCGUCGAAGGAAAGUUUAAUAUGAUCACAUGCCCGGAUGGCCUGGUCUUCUCGGAGAAAACAGGCAUCUGCAAUUGGCCGGACGAGGCGCAGAAGAAAGGUUGCGGUUCCAGGGAAUUAUUUAACUUCACGUGCCCCAAAGUGGACGAGUCUGUCGCUGCUACCCAUCCGCGGUAUCCCGACACCGAAGACUGCCAGUAUUUCUACGUGUGUGUGAACGGCGAGAUACCUAGAAGAAGCGGUUGCAAAUUAGGCCAAGCUUUCGACGAACGUACUGGGAAAUGUGACUGGGCGAGGAAGAUACCCGAAUGGUACGACUGGUACAAAGGUCAACUAACUGACGAGGAGCUGGACGCCUUGGAAAAUCCACCGCCAAAGCCGAAACCUUCUGGUGGGCAUAGCAGAAGAAAAGGCGCCAAACCAGCGGCGUGA
Molecule: messenger RNA, 3954 nt
Organism: Heterotrigona itama
Lineage: Eukaryota; Metazoa; Arthropoda; Insecta; Hymenoptera; Apidae
Source: the annotation of a GenBank genome assembly